CAUUCUUAUCAUAAACGUCAAAACAUUGUGAAACAAAAACUUAUAAUUCGCUUUAAUUUUUGCAUUCUGCAUUAAACUAUUCAGAUAAUCACAGAGAGCUGUACUGUGCGGUAAAGAUGUGCAACGACAUGGACUUGUUUUUCAAGCCGAUAGUGUUGGUGACGGGGUUCGGUCCGUUUCUGGGGCACCCCGUGAACGCGAGCUGGGAGGCGGUGAAACUAAUGAACAAGGAGGUUUUGGAGAAGGAGCUUAACAUAGAGCUGGUGACGCUGGAGCUGCCCGUCACCUACAGCAACGUCGACGAGUUCGUACCAGCGCUGUGGGACACGCAUGAACCUAAGCUGAUGAUCCAUGUUGGCGUGUCGGGUCUAGCAGAAUGCCUGACGCUGGAAACGCAAGCGCACCGUAAAGGCUACCAACGACAGGACUACCUAGAACAGUGUCCUGCUGACCACUGCUGUUCUGCCCCUGGUGGAGGUGCUAUAAGGCUACAUACGAAGUUGGAUGUCUCCAGGAUAUGCGCUGAAUUGAAUCAGGAUGAUGAGCUGACUGCUAUUGAGUCUAAAGACGCUGGCAGAUACCUCUGCGAGUACAUUUACUACACAUCCCUGGCCGCCGACAACACUCGCACGCUCUUCGUCCACGUUCCCGACAUGAAUGUGUGGGACACGGCCCGGGUCACCAAGGGCCUUGAGCGUAUCGUGUCUCUCUGUCUGACGCAGCUGCGAGAGCGAGAUGGCGUCGACGAUGCUGUUGGGAAGAUGUGGGAGGUUCGCUUACAGGACACUAACGAGGUUUAACUGUGAGGACCUGAUUUUCUUUAAAUAUAAUAGGCGCUUUAACUGAGACAAUUUAUACGCCAGUAACGGUUUUAUUUAGACUGCCGGGCCCGUAGCCAAGAGUAUUAUUAAUCACGCUUUUUAGCGUAUCGUUCUUGUAUGGCAAAAAGGAGCAGAAAUUAAAAAAUGGCGAUUUUACUAAACAUAUAUUUGGUAGACUUUAUUAGAAAGCUUCAGGCUGCGUCCUCUCAUGUAAGUAUUAUCAAUUUAACUAAAUAUAAACUAAGGUAAUAAAACGCAGUCGCAGCUAAUAUUUAUGUGUCAUUACUAUUUAUAUGUAUAUUUUAGUACCUUUUUGUCAUUUCUAGACAUGUAUACUGUCCAGUAUUGUAGGGAAAGAGAAAGAUAGUCUAUGUUAAUUGUACUGGUUAAAUGUUUUAACUGUGAAUCACAAAUCUGUCAUUUUCUCAGUAAAAUAGUAUCAAAUAUUUUUUUGUUUGAUCAGUUUGAUUAAAGAAAUGUUGUUAUUAUUUCCAAUUAUUUUAUUUGAAUGUGAAAUUCGACUAGAUUCGUUUAAUUUUUGGCGUACUGGCAUUAUAAAUCAUCUUUCGUAAAAUGAAUGUAAUCUACUAUUAAGUUUAUUGUAAAUAAAACAUAGUUUAUAAUAAAAAUAAUAGUUUUAUUCACUUUUACGAUCAUUUCUAUACAAAACGCAAAACCGGGCAGUUAUAAAUGUUAUGUACCAUGAGCUUAAUACGAGUUUUAUUACAUUGCGGUAUUUGAUGGCUGUUCAAAAUUGUAUGUCACCUCAACAGCCCGCAAUGUAACUAAAAUCGCAUGCGAGUUCGCACGCCGUCUAAAUCAGGCCUUAAUC
Messenger RNA from Leguminivora glycinivorella, 1653 nucleotides. RefSeq names its product pyroglutamyl-peptidase 1. The transcript has 3 exons. Gene Ontology annotation, biological process: proteolysis. Gene Ontology annotation, molecular function: pyroglutamyl-peptidase activity. NCBI's taxonomy places the organism in Eukaryota, Metazoa, Arthropoda, Insecta, Lepidoptera, Tortricidae. The record is from RefSeq and is a predicted model, not a curated record. Gene Ontology annotation, cellular component: cytosol. Bases 117 to 800 code for a protein of 227 amino acids.